CAUCCUCUCCUCCCUACCCCAAAACAUCCUGUCCUGGAGAAGAACAGCACGAACAGCGGUAUUCGGCGGACGCUUCGCCUGUUGAUAGUGCGUUUUACCCGUGAAGUGCGUGAUUCGAAUUGUUACCGUUCAACGCUUUGAUACCUUCCGAUCCACAGCUUUCAAUCGCAGUAUUUCAUUCUCAUCAUGGCUGAGGAACAAGAGAAGAAAGUCGAGGGUGGUAAACCCGAGGAAGCCGCAGUCAAAACCGAAGAAAGCACUGAUAAAACUCCCGAGGAGCCAGCCAAAGAGAUGAGGGCCAUUGUUCUGACUGGUUUUGGCGGCUUGAAAUACGUGAAAGCGGCUAAAAAACCCGAGCCCACCGUUGCUGAAGGCGAAAUCCUGAUCAGGGUGAAGUCAUGCGGUCUGAGCUUCCAGGACUUGAUGACCCGGCAGGGCAGUAUCACCACCCCGAAGACUCCGUUCACCCUGGGCUUCGAGUGCGCUGGAGAAGUCGAGGCUGUCGGAGAAAACGUUACCAAAUUCAAGGUCGGAGAUCGGGUUGUUGCAUUGCCAGAACUAGGAGCCUGGGCUGAACUGGUAGCCGUUCCUGCAAAAUAUGCUUUCCCCAUUCCUGCAAAAGUCUCUUUUGCCGAUGCCGUUGCCAUCACUCUAAACUACACUGUAGCAUACAUCCUCCUCUUCGAAUUAGCCGGUCUCACUCCCGGAAAGAACCUCCUUGUCCACUCAGUUGCUGGUGGAGUGGGACAAGCCAUAGCACAACUAAGUAAAACUGUGAAAGAUGUCCAUGUUUUCGGAGUUGCAUCGAAAGACAAACAUGAAGCCAUCCAGUCAUCUGUCAACACCUUAAUUGAACGUGGUGCUGAUUACUCUGCGGAAGUGAAAAAGAUCUCAGAAGGUGGUGUUGACUUUGUAUUAGACUGCCUGUGUGGCGAAGAUGUCAGCAAAGGCUACAACCUCCUUAAGCCUCUUGGAAAAUAUAUUUUGUAUGGUUCUGCAAAUAGUGUUACUGGUGAAACAAAGAGUUUGUUUACAGCUGCCCGAUCCGUAAGUUGCAUCUGUCGAACUUGGUGGCAAGUCGAGAAAUUCACUCCUACCAAGCUUUUCGAAGACAACAAGUCAGUUUCCGGUUUCAAUCUGAGGCAUUUGUUGCACCAGCAGAAUGGAUCUGCCUACAUUGCCGGAAUAGUAGAAAAAGUCUUUGCUCUCUUCAAGGAUGGCAAAAUUAAACCAAUCGUUGAUUCUACCUGGGCUUUGGAAGAUGUUCCUGAAGCUAUGCAAAAAUUACAUGACCGCAAGAACGUGGGCAAAGUUAUCCUGGAUCCUAGUCUAGAGCCCAAACCCAAACCUGCCACUCCAGCCAAGAGCAAAGGCAAAGACAAAGAAGAAAAGAAGAAGGAAGACAAAGAAAAGAACAAGGACAAAGAUAAGGAUAAGGACAAGGAAAAGGAAAAAGAGAAGGAGAAGGAAAAAGACAAGGAUGCUGACAAAAAUGGAAGUAGCAAUCCUCCCGCUGAAGAAAAAUCAAAAGAGAAUGCAAGUUGAACGAAAUAAGCCAUUCACGGUUCUGGUCAACCACAACAUGAGACCGGAAGCUUUCAAAAUUAAAAAUCCAUAAUUUUUACUGUAUAAUUUUAGCCUAUUUGGAGUAACUUCUUUCCAAUCUCUAAGUUGACUCCUUCAAUCCGUAAUUUCACUGCUCGCCAGUGUUAUUAAAACUUACUUCUAUCUAAACGCUGAGCUCCUCAGGAUUUGUUUCAAUUUUCAAAAAGUUGGUCAAUAACAUGUAAUAUUCUUAUUCAGUCGAUGGAAAAGCAAAUAACAAGGGAAGACGAUCAAAUUCAAACUCCGCAUUUUAGUCGCUGCAAAAAAAUUCUUAUUCAAUUUCCAACUGAAUGGAGUAUCGAAUAAUUCAACAAGAAUGUUGCGUAAAUAAAUUAAUUGUUUCACAAUAUUACAAAUAUUUUGGGGACUGCAUACCUACCUUCAUGGCUCUUGUUAAGUCCCGUGUUCGAUAUUAAUGGGUCCUACUUAUUUUGUGUCUACUUUAUCCUAUUCAAAUAAGUCAGUCUAUCUAUCCGUGUAUCUUAUCUUAAAGCUGUCUUAACAACCAGUUGUAUUAACAACUAAAAUAUAGACAAUGCCGUGCUUUCAUUUUGUGAUUUGUAAUAAGUAUUUUUCAAUCAGGACAGGGCAGGGCAGGUUUCCUCAUUUCCUAAUGUUUGAUCCGAUCAUCCUUUUCCUGUCAUUUCUCUCGUCCAUUUUUCAAACAUAAUAAAAAAACGAGAAAAUCUCACCAUUGUAACUAGGUAACAGAAAAAUUUAAAUUGUUUGAUAUGUUGGAAGAAAAGUUAUUAGACCAGAGCGGUAAAUCAUAGAUUUCAAUGUUAAUUUCAUCCAGUUACAUCCAUCGAAAUACAUUUUUAUACUUUUGUUAGUUUAGAAUUCUGGCCUAAUUUUGCAAAAUCGUAAACCAAUUUUAAAACUUUUCUGCUGCAGAUUAUGUCCAUGUCCAGUGUUGCAUUAACGCAAAUUACAUUUUUGAAAUACAUAGGUUGCUAGCAACGAAGAAUGAUAAGUCUCAACUGUAACUCAUAUUCGUAAUCAAAACCUAUCUCUCGCAGGCCCACAGUUGAGAAUUUUGUAUAUUUUAAGAUAAUUUUACUUACUAAGUUUAAGAGGAAAGCAAACGAUUCUGGUCUUGCAAUUGGGAUCAAGUAUUGAUGAAAUUUUCUAAUUUCUUAGUAUCAAAUUGACAUUUUUCAAGCUCUAUUUUUUAAUGUGCUUUAGUUGUUUUUUCCCAUCUGUGGUUAUUUUUCUUGUCACUGCCAAAAGUAAGUAUGUCUCUUUUCUUGGACAAAUCAAUGAUCAAAUUUUGCUCUUCGGUGUUUUUGCAAGAUUCGUGUCGCUUAGGAAUCAAUAAAUGUUUCACUGCAUGAUACUUGAGCCAAUAUGAUCUCCUUAAAUUUUACAGCUCAAUAUAUUUCAUUAGCCCCACGAAUUCUGUUGAGAGAAACUUUAAAGUGGUCUUCUACAAAUUGUUGUCUCCAGCAGUAAGGAACGUAUCUCAUUUGCGCUGUUCCAGUAUUUCUUACUGACAUGUUAUUUUGCAAUGGGAGAACUGUCAGCUGAAUUUGUUUGAAAUUAUUAGUGAUUUUUCUUCGUGUUUGUGAUGAAAAAUACAAAAAUUUUCAGACAAAUUUUUGCGACGGCUCUUUAAUGAAGAAAUAAAAUGCUCGCAGAAAUACUGGAACGGGGCAAACAUUAUACGUUCCUUUGUGCAGGAGUGGACCAAAUGAGACUUAAAUUGCAGCAUGUGUAUACGUGUACAAGCUUUCUUAUUUAAUAACCUGAUGACUGUUUGUCGAGUAGCUUGAGUCAAAUGCAGGAAAAUGAUAGGUAGAUAACGAAUGAUAAGGUUUUAGAUGAAAUAAAAUCUACUGUAACUCCGUCAAAAAGUAUUCGGCAAAGGAGACCAAAAUCUUCAGUCAGUCUGCAUAUUUUAGUUUUUAAAUGUUGUGUUUUUAAUAAUUUAUUUUUAACUUUCUGAGGCUUGUAGCUGUAUCAUAUUAAUUUUUAUUUGUUUGUUUUACUUUUUUAUUUUUAUAUCAUCACAAUUUGUCCUCUCAAUAAUUCAGAAUUUCAAUAAAGUUAUUAUUUUACUCUCA
Messenger RNA from Bemisia tabaci, 3668 nucleotides. Its product is annotated as synaptic vesicle membrane protein VAT-1 homolog-like. Gene Ontology annotation, molecular function: oxidoreductase activity. Lineage: Eukaryota; Metazoa; Arthropoda; Insecta; Hemiptera; Aleyrodidae. The record is from RefSeq and is a predicted model, not a curated record.